Molecule: messenger RNA, 1305 nt
Organism: Elephantulus edwardii (Cape elephant shrew)
Lineage: Eukaryota; Metazoa; Chordata; Mammalia; Macroscelidea; Macroscelididae
Gene: GCNT1
Product: glucosaminyl (N-acetyl) transferase 1, core 2
Exons: 1
Coding region: 1-1305 (434 amino acids)
Cellular component (GO): membrane
Molecular function (GO): beta-1,3-galactosyl-O-glycosyl-glycoprotein beta-1,6-N-acetylglucosaminyltransferase activity
Source: RefSeq, a predicted model, not a curated record
AUGCUGAAGAAGUUGCUGCGAAAGAGACUUUUUUCUUAUCCCACUAAAUACUACUUCUUGGUUAUCAUUUUUUCCCUGGUCACCUUCUCAGUAGUAAGAAUUCAUCAGAAGCCCCAGUUUGUCAGCAUCGGUGAUCUGGAACUGACUGGGGAGAAUCCUAGUAGUUAUAUCAAUUGUACCAGAGUGUUACAGGGUGAUGCAGAUGAAAUCCAGAAGGCAAAGCUUGAAAUGCUAACAGUGAAAUUUAAAAAUCGCCCUCGGUUGACAACCCACGACUACAUAAACAUGACCAGGGACUGCGCAUCCUUCAUCAAGACUAGUAAAUAUAUCAUGGAGCCCCUUAGCAAAGAAGAGGCGGAAUUCCCCAUUGCAUAUUCCAUAGUGGUUCACCACAAAAUCGAAAUGCUGGACAGGCUCUUGAGGGCCAUCUACAUGCCUCAGAAUUUCUAUUGCAUACACGUAGACAAAAAAUCGGAUGAUUCUUUCUUGGGUGCAGUGAUGGGCAUUGCGUCCUGUUUCGGCAACGUGUUCGUGGCCAGCCAGCUGGAGAGCGUGGUGUAUGCGUCCUGGAGCCGGGUCCAGGCCGACCUCAAUUGCAUGCAGGACCUGCACAGAACGAGCACCACCUGGAAGUACCUCAUCAACCUCUGCGGCAUGGAUUUCCCGAUUAAAACGAACCUGGAGAUCGUCCGCAAGCUCAAGUCCCUGAUGGGGGAAAACAAUCUGGAAACGGAAAAAAUGCCCGCCAAUAAGGAGGAAAGGUGGAAGAAGCGUUAUGAAGUCGUGAAUGGGAUGCUCGUGAACACGGGGACUGACAAAGGGCGGCCGCCCAUCCAAACUCCCAUCUUCUCCGGCAGCGCCUAUUUCGUGGUCAGCAGGAGCUACGUGGCUUAUGUUCUUGAAAAUGAGCGGAUCCACCAUCUCAUGGAGUGGGCCAAGGACACUUACAGCCCCGAUGAGUAUCUCUGGGCCACCAUCCAGAGGAUGCCGGAUGCCCCUGGUGCGCUCCCCGCUAGCCCCAAGUACGACUUGUCGGACAUGCAGGCCAUCGUGCGCUUCGUCAAGUGGCACUAUUUUGAGGGCGACGUCACCAAGGGCGCCCCAUACCCACCCUGCAGCGGGGUGCAUGUGCGCUCUGUGUGCGUCUUCGGUGCUGGAGACCUGAAGUGGAUGCUGCGCCAGCAUCACUUGUUUGCCAACAAGUUUGACACCGAUGUCGACCUCUUUGCCAUCCAGUGUUUGGAUGAGCAUUUGAGACAUAAAGCUCUGGAGCCCUUAAAACCCUUACCGUGGCAGGCCACUUGA